Rhinocladiella mackenziei CBS 650.93 is the source of this 1302-nucleotide messenger RNA. RefSeq lists its product as uncharacterized. Bases 1 to 1302 code for a protein of 433 amino acids. The transcript has a single exon. The record is from RefSeq and is a predicted model, not a curated record. NCBI's taxonomy places the organism in Eukaryota, Fungi, Ascomycota, Eurotiomycetes, Chaetothyriales, Herpotrichiellaceae.
AUGGCCGUUGAUACCCAGGAUGCCAUCUUUUCCAUGACCCCCCCGCCCAGCGAAUUUGACGAAUUCGAUAAAGGCGGCUUGCUGACUUGCUCACCUUCCCUCCCUGGAUUCACUUAUCCUUCGCCAGCUCCUUCGAGUCGAGGCCACGCCCCAUCCGUGUCAUCAGAAUCUAUAUACAUCCUUCCAGGAAUGCCCAUGUCUGAGAACCAAGGUCACGACGGUUCUGGUCACGGGCAGCACGACCUCGCACAGCAGAUAUCUUUCGGGGAUACCUCAUCAGAUUCCGCUGUCGCCGCCGCCUCCUCCUUUUUCCCACCCGUCUCUGGUGACCCAUCCAUAUCCAUGGUUCAAUACACCGCCGGUACCACUGCCACCAACACAUCCACCACUGCCAAUUCAUACGCCAUGUAUGAACAGAACCAAUGGUUCCCGUACUCUAGCUACCCUCAACCCGGCUCUCUACUGCCGUACGACCCAACGUCCUCUGCGUCGUUCUCUCCCUUUGACUCUCAUCAUCAACCCAACAUUAUCCCUCCAACGCCUCAGGACAUCCAACCCUCCCACCCCUUCGACUUCAACGCAGCACCGACAGCCAUCAUCCCAUCAAACCAUCACCUCGUGGCCUCGCCAUCUUUCUCCCAAGUUUCCCACCCCAGCUCCCACAGUCACCGGGGCAGCGUAUCCUCUCUGUCCAGAUCAUGCAGUCCCAUCUCCUCUCUCUACCGGGACAACAGUAGGGGUCAUGGAGACACACUCAGAUCAUCAGUCCGUUCAGGCUCGGCCUCAUCCAACACCUCCCUUCACGCCUAUGGCAUCCCUGUAACUGAAUCCCCAGCAUCGGCAGCGGGAUUGGGGGUGCCUUCAUCUCUCGCCACCUCAACAGGCUCCUCCGUCGGUGGCGGAGCCCCUCAAUCCUGGCGCUGUGCAUACCCAGGCUGCACUUCUCGAGCCACAUUCACGCGAGGCUGCGACUUGAGAAAGCACUAUAACCGGCACAGCAAGCACCUGUUCUGCCGAGUGGAUGGAUGCCCGCAAAGCGAAGCUGCCGCCGCUGCUCGCGCAAAAUCGGCCGACCAGCCACUCACCGGCGGGUUUAGCAGCAAGAAAGACCGCGCCCGGCACGAGGCCAAGCACAAUCCAGGCAUCAAGUGCGAAUGGCGCGGCCCCGAAGGCGAAGAGUGCGGUCGUGUCUUCUCCCGCAUGGACAAUAUGAAAGACCAUGUCCGGCGCAUUCAUAAUAAGGGCCAAAAUCAGAACCAAACCCAAAACCAAAGCCACUCUCCUCAUCAACAGAGGAAAUGA